Molecule: messenger RNA, 3858 nt
Organism: Penaeus vannamei (Pacific white shrimp)
Lineage: Eukaryota; Metazoa; Arthropoda; Malacostraca; Decapoda; Penaeidae
Source: RefSeq, a predicted model, not a curated record
GCGGGGAGCCUGGUCACUUCUUAGCUUCCUGUCCCUUUCGUACCAGCCGUCCAGGUCAAAACUCCCAACCCUCAGGCGGCAGUUCCAGUCCAAGGGAGGUCACCAACCAAGAAAGCUAUGCUGACAUUGAGGGGACGACCACAGGUCAUCUUGCCAGUCAACGAUAGGAAGAUAACCUGUUUCAUAGACACUGGCUCGGAGGUGACGGUACUGAAGGAAGAAGCAGCCAAACUCCUACCUGGCAUCCGCAUGUUGCGCAGUUCUCGGACACUUAAAGGAGUUGCCGGGAUGCCUAAAUCUGUUGAAGCCGAAGCUGAUCUGAAGUUUACCAUCCACCCUGGUUUAGACCUUGUGCACAGGACCUGUAUCACCUCUGGCAUUCAUUUUCCUGGGGAUAUGCUCGUUGGGAUGGAUUUGCUUAGGAGAUUGCCUGUGGUUAUAUUUAUUUCGCCGAAUUCUAGUGACAGUUACUUGGAGUUGGAUGGUCACCGUCAUGUAGUCACGUUUGUGGGUGAAGAGUCUUCGCACUGUUGUGAGGUUCCUGCAUGUCAUGAGUCCAGGGGAGAGCUUCCGGAGUCUUCCAUUCCCUUGCAACCUCGCUACGUCUCGCCUGUGCAUGUGACUGAAGCAACAACAAUCGAACCUAGGGCUGGUAGAUUUGUAGCUGCUUCCCUUUCACGUAGUGUUCCUGAUGAAACUCAUGUUGCUGUCAUUGAAGGAAAUGCGGCCCGUUUGCUCGUUCCACGCACCCUUAUUACCGUUCAAGAAAGGAGGUCAAGCAUUUGGGUGGUAAAUACAGAACCGAAACCCCGGAAACUAAGUCCUGGUACUAUUGUGGGUUAUGCCGAACUCGUAGAAACUAGUGAUCUCCAAACCACUUCCCAGUUUCUUCAGAUACCCUCAGGGGGUACUCUCAAGGAAACCAUUGAUGGUAAGGCUCCAAAGUUACGUGACUCACCACCCGAAGAUGUGUCUUGUGAAGACCUUGGCUCCUUGGAAAUAAGUACUGCUGAAGCUGUAACUCCUGAUUCUGGUUAUCGAGGCAGUGCACUGGGUGCAUUGAAUGAGUCAAUUGAACAGCAUGGAUUCAUUGAAGAUGGGUUUGAGAGUUUUGAUGCGUGCCUUGACUUUGGCUACGAGCCUGAUGAGUUUUUUGUGUUUCCUGAGACACCUGCCAUUGAUGAAUCAUGCCAAAUCUGCAAUGAACCCCAGCUGGAUGUCGCCAGUGCCACACCAUCGCCUAACACCGAUGGCUCCAAUCUGUUAGAGGAACAACUAAGCCUUAAUCACCUAACAUGCGAACAGAAGUCUCAACUGACAGAUAUCUUGAGGAGUUUUCCCAGACUCUACACAGGGAACAAACACACUGUAGGAACUGUCCCUGGCAUUGAACAUCGCAUUCACACUGAUGCCAAUGUUCCAGUCUGUGUACGCCAGUGGAGACUGCCGCAGAGCACAAAGGAAAUCAUUAAGCAGGAGUGUAAAACAAUGUUACAGCAAGGUGUGAUAGAACCUUCUACGAGCCCAUGGUCAUCACCAGUCGUCCUCGUCAAAAAGAAAGAUGGUUCUGUACGCUUUUGUGUGGACUAUCGAGGUCUUAACAAGGUAACCACUCCAGACAGUUAUCCACUUCCUAGGAUAGAUGAGCUCAUGGACUCUCUAUCUGGGAAGACGUGGUUUACCGUUCUCGAUAGCAGAGCUGCAUACUGGGCCAUUUCUGUUCACCCCGAGGACCGCCCAAAGACGGCUUUUACAGAUGGGAAUCGCCUGUAUCAGUUCCGACGUCUACCAUUUGGGCUGUCAACAGCACCAACGACAUUCCAGAGAACUAUGGAUAUUGUUCUCUCUUCUGUUCUUGGGCGACACACUCUUGCUUACUUAGACGAUGUUGUGGUUGCAUCUACGUCUUUUGAAGCUCACCUGAAUCAUCUCAAAGAGACGUUAGGACUUCUUGAAAAUGCAGGCAUGAAACUUAACCUCCACAAGUGUGAAUUUGCUCGACAGGAAGUCAAACUACUUGGUUUCAUUGUUGGGAGAGACGGUAUCCGACCGAACCCUGACAAGGUACUAGCAAUUGCUGCCAUGAAACGACCCAGAUCAGCACGUGACAUCCGUAGGUUUCUUGGUGCAUGUGGAUUUUUCAGGGAAUGUGAAAUUCGAGUGGGAGAUGCAGCUCAACAGGCCUUUGACACUUUGAAGGAGGCCUUGGUUAGAGCACCUGUCCUGCGCCUUCCAGAUUUUGAUCGACCAUUUGAAGUUCACACUGAUGCUAGCGGUCAGGCUCUUGGUGCUGUUCUACUCCAGAGGGAAGCAGAUGGGACGCCACAUGCGGUUGCAUAUUGGUCAAGGGUAUUAAAGGAAACAGAAACUCGUUAUCCUAUCAUUGAUUUGGAAGCCCUUGCAGUCGUGGAAGCUAUUAGAAUCUUCGACCCGUACAUAUAUGGUAGAUGCUUCACUGUCUGGACCGACCAUAGUCCACUGACAUACGUUUUUUCAAGAAAGACCAAGAGUACGAGGCUAAGUAGGUUUGCUCAUGAGCUAUCUGACUAUAAUUUCACUCUACAUUAUAAGCAAGGGGCCAGUAAUUACGUACCUGACCUGCUGUCUAGACCACCAGGAGAGCCCAUCCGAUCUCCUGAUUAUGCUUGCCCUGUAGGAAACUCUGUUGCUGACCCUGAGCCCAAUCCUGAUACCCCACUGCUGGAAGUACCCCCUUCAGUGCAGGAUCAGCAGAUGCAAGAACCGCAACCACAUCAGAUGCCCAACCUCACAACCUUGGCCUCUCAGCAGAUGAGAGAACAGCAGCUACAGGAUCCCGUCUGUACAGAUCUGAUAGCCUGGCUUGAAAGACGCAUUACACCUGGCUCAUCAACCUCCAACGGCAGCCCAUCAGGAGCUUUACGCACAUAUCAGAACUUGUGUAAUAACUGGUUCUUCCCAAACAUGCUUCACUUGGCACGAACAUAUGUUGCGAGCUGUGAAACUUGCCAGCGUCGCAAGGCUCCCGUGGUUAGAGCACCUAUGCAAGGACAUCCACCUUCUAAGGCUCCCUUAGAAAUGGUCUCCGCAGAUUUAAUGGACCUUCGCCGAUCUGCACAAGGGUUUCGAUACGUUUUAUCCAUUAUUGACCAUCAUACACGCUAUCUCCAGUUGUCAAAUGGUGUAGUUGAAAGGAGCAACAGAGUAGUAAAGGAUGCUCUUGCCGCCCUGGUACAACAGUCACCUUCACAGUGGCCUAUUCACCUGCCCGCCGUACGCUUUGCCCUUAACUCGGCCAUCCAUCGGUCCACCAGUGAUCAGCCUCUGUACCUGCUGACCGGAAGAAUGGCACUUUUUCCUCGCGGCCUGACAAAUUUGCAGACUAUUGAUGAGGGGCAGAUGGUAAAGUGUCUUGCUGAUGCUCGCCGUAUAGCGAUAAAGACAACUCUAGAAACUCGCGAAGCCAAUAAGAGAUAUUACGAUAGGAAGGCGAAACCUCUGCACCUAAAUGAAGGAUCCUUAGUUUUACGUAAGGUAGAAGGUAGUACCAGAGCCUUAGAUAGCCGAUGGAAGGGGCCUUUUCGAGUUCUAAAGAAGAUUGGUCCUGUUACUUAUGACAUUUUGGAACUGCAGCAACCUCAUCGUACUAUGCGUGUCCAUGCGAAUCAGCUCAGGCCAUUUGUUCCCGCAUCAGAGAUAGACUUUGUAGAGGAGGGUGACCAGUUGCCGUAUCCACUUGUGAACUUUGAGUUUGAUGCUGCACCAGAAUCGAGUGAACUGCUUACAGACAGUGAGAAUGGGAGCGGUGAUGUAAUGGACUUCUUCGUAUCUAAUCGAAAUAUGGUAUUGGUAUACAUCAGUAUUGCUCCUGCUGUGUGA